AUGGAUCUUGACGAAGAUCAUCUUCCUGUUUACCCAACACCUAACCGCAUUGAUAUACUAUGUGUGGAAGCUGAUCCAAAUCUUGCUGUUACAUUGUUGAUACUAAUAGAGAGAAAACCACAACUUGAAUGGGAAGUUUGGCCUGAUGUUUGUGAUGAUGAUAGCGUGUUAUACAUGGAGAAACUUAUAUCUGAUCAUCAUCCAUUCGAUAAGCACAUUUGGCCGGGUGGAGACACUUCUGAGCACAUCACCAUCCUCCCAAGCGUUGUGGCUAAACCUGCCAUUCGGGAAAGAUCUCUUAAGUGUAAAUCAUCUUCAAGUAAAGCUCGGAAACCAAGAAAGUCUUCAAGCCAAACUCAGAAACCAAAAAAGUCUUCAAGGAAGGUUUCCUCGUCCCAUAAGCAGAGAAGAAUCAGUAACUAUUUUCCUCCAGUUGGUUCAGCCGGCAACUCAAAAGAUGAAGUACUGGAAAUACUGUCUAAAAUGUCAGCCAAACUCUCAAACCUUGAAAAACAGUCAAAGAAGUUGCGGUUAUUGAUCAAACGCAAAAAGGCUCUUACUACCAUAAAGCGCUAUUCCUUCCACUCUCUACUUGCUCAGACAAAGAAAGGCCACAAAUCACAUACAUGA
Molecule: messenger RNA, 630 nt
Organism: Eruca vesicaria subsp. sativa (arugula)
Lineage: Eukaryota; Viridiplantae; Streptophyta; Magnoliopsida; Brassicales; Brassicaceae
Source: the annotation of a GenBank genome assembly